UGCCAAAGGGGAAGUGAGUUGGGGCUGGAGCGAUGGCCCGGGUCUGGAGCCCGCGGCCGCCGCCGCCGCCGCCGCCACCAGCGAGACGGGAGCAGGUGCGGCCGCAGCCGGAGCGGGGGCCGGAGUCGCGGCUGGAGUGGAGGCGGCGCGUGUGAGUUGCCGAGAGUCGCCCGGGCCGGAACACCUCGAACUCUGGGUGAGAGCGCUUCAGGUGGGCUGAGCCGCCGUCGCCCCUCCUCACCGCGCCCCCAGGCCCAGACAGCAGGGCUGGGGUCUCCCCAGGCGCGGGACUGGCUCCUCUCAGGCCGAUCCCUCCAGGCCGGGCUCUGGGUCUUCCUCGGCCUCUGGCUUCCUUCAAACUCAGGCCGGAGGCCGGAGGCCAGUGAUCAUCUCAGACUCGGGCAUUUUCUCUGUCGGGGUUGUAGCGGCUGGGAGCCCCCUCCUGCUGCCAGCUAGGGAGGGAGCAGCGCCUUCCCAUCGUCUCGCUCUGCAUCUCCCCCUCUCCUCCCAUUGAAGAACCAGUUUCUUUUUUUCUCUCCAUUGGAAACUCUACCCCGGAAGUCCAAAACACCCAUCUGUGUCCUUACCCAGCUCCUGGAGCACCCUUAGAAAUACUAUAUACUGACCAGGUCUGAGAAUCUCUUGACUUGACUUUUUAUCCUCUUUGGGAGACAGAGGUUCCACCCUCCUCCACGUCCAACACCCCCUUCGGUAACUGACAGUGCAUGCCUAGGGCUUUAUCCAUUUGGAUCACCAGCUUCCUGGCCAUCUUUAUGUGACUUCCCCCACCCAUCUGAGUUAGUUUCCUCUGGGCUCCAGUCUCCAGCCCCCAGCGGAUCUGGUCAGUCCCACUCUUGGGUGGGACUGACCAGAGGGGCUCUGGCCCAGGAUUCCUCACCCUGGAAGGCGGCUCCAAGGCCUCGAGAGAACUGGGCGUCGGGUACGAUCCUGGCAGCUCAGGAGUGGGUGCUCCACUUACCCCACACAAGAAGAUGAAAAAGCGCAAAGAGCUUAAUGCACUGAUCGGCUUGGCUGGGGACAGCCGGAGAAAGAAGCCCAAGAAAGGCUCAGGCCACCGCCUGCUUCGCACCGAGCCUCCUGACUCAGACUCUGAGUCCAGCUCAGAGGAGGAAGAGGAAUUCGGUGUAGCUGGAAAUCGCUCUCGCUUUGUCAAGGGAGACUAUUUACGAUGCUGCAAGAUCUGUUAUCCCCUCUGUGCUUUUGUCAUCCUUGCCGCCUGUGUCGUUGCCUGCGUUGGCUUGGUGUGGAUGCAAGUUGCUCUGAAGGAGGAUCUGGAUGCCCUCAAGGAAAAAUUUAGAACAAUGGAAUCUAAUCAGAAAAGCUCAUUCCAAGAAAUUCCCAAACUUAACGAAGAACUACUCAGCAAACAAAAACAACUUGAGAAGAUUGAAUCUGGAGAGCUGGGAUUGAACAAAGUCUGGAUAAACAUCACAGAAAUGAAUAAGCAGAUUUCUCUGCUGACUUCUGCAGUAAACCACCUCAAAGCCAAUGUCAAGUCAGCUGCAGACUUAAUUAGCCUGCCUGCCACUGUAGAGGGACUUCAGAAGAGUGUAGCUUCCAUUGGCAAUACUUUAAACAGCGUCCAUCUUGCUGUGGAGGCAAUACAGAAGACUGUGGACGAACACAAGAAAACCAUGGAGUUACUGCAGAGUGAUAUGAAUCAGCACGCCUUAAAGGAAACCAGUGGAAGCAACCAGAUCAUUCCAUCACCUUCAGCUACAUCUGAACUUGACAGUGAAACCCAGAGUGAGAAUUUGAAACAGGAUAUCCUGUACCUCCACAACUUUUUAGAGGAGGUAAACAGUGCCCUAGUGGGGUACCAGAGAGAGAAUGAUCUUAAACUCGAGGGGAUGAAUGAGACAGUCAGUAAUCUUACCCAGAGAGUCAACUUGAUAGAAAGAGAUCUGGUUGCUAUGAGCAAGGUAGAAAAGCAAGCGAACCUGUCCUUCAGCAUGAUAAAUGAUAGAGCUGCCACUCUGAAGAGAGAGUCUUUGCAUCAAGUGACCAACAGAACAGAGUCAGUGAAAUCCCAGAGCACAAAGAAAGAAGAUAGUUCAGAUUCUCAGGUAUCCAAGCUCAGAGAGAAACUGCAGCUGAUCAGCGCUCUCACAAACAAACCUGAGAGCAGCAGGCCUCCAGAGACUGCCGAUGAAGAGCAAGUUCAGAGUUUCACAUCAAAGCCAUCAGCAUUGCCAAAAUUCCCACGGUCUCUUGGAGGCCAGAUUGAGAAAGCUGCCCAGCUAAGGCCUGUCUCCCUACCAGGAAUUUCUAGCAUGGAAGAUCUUCAGGAUUUAUUCCAUAAGACUGGGCAGGAUGUGGAUGGGAAGCUGACCUACCAGGAAAUCUGGGACUCCGUACAUUCUACUGUGCCAGAACCGGAGCGUUUGAGGGAGUUUGAUUCUGAUGGAGACGGAAGAUACUCAUUCCUGGAGCUAAGAGUAGCUUUAGGUGUCUAGCCUCAUCAGGCUUAUUUUAGAAAUGGAUGUAUGCCCUGGACUACCUAAUAUCUACUCAGCUAACAAAAACAACCCUUCUACCUACCCAUCAAUCCUCCAGUCCUCCAAACUACAGUAGCAGACACAUUGCCACCUUUUAACUUGUUUGAAAAAGCUAUGUAAACGUUAUUUUCUUAAAAAAGACCAUUUUACUUAUACUAUGAUAUUCAGAAAUCUAUGAUUUCCUUAAACCAGUAGGAUCUUAAUUUUAAAAUUGCCAGAAAAAAAGUCAAGCCCUCUUUUUUUCUCUUUCCUUUUUUUUUGAGGGGAGGAGACCUUAUCUUUUAAAACUGGAAAAUGUGUAUAUAGAGAGAAUAAGCCACCUUUUAUAUUUUGCAUAAAUUUGCCUUAAAUUAGCUGCACUUUAUACAGACUCAGAAAAUGUCUUUCCUUUAACAGAUAGACCUUUUCUGUUUGUAAAUAUUUAAAAUGAAAGAAAGAGUUGGGCGUAUUUUGUGGGAAGUAGGAAGAAUGGUUUGAAACAGGACAUGAACAAAUGACUUGCUGUUAAAAAUUGCUAAUCUGAUCUGGUAGCAGCUUGAAGCUGUGUCCCCAUCUCCUUAAGACAUCCUCUUUGGGUGCUGCCAUGGGGUUUGGCCUGGUGCUGGGGGAGUAGAUUUAGGGAGUGGACACUGUGGGUGUGGGGAUGGUGCUGCCUCCAGGCUCAGGAUUCUGGCUCUGUGGUCUAUCCUCUCAGCUCCUCCCAACCUGUGAACCAGAGAAGUCUGGUUGGGGAUUUUCUCUCUUUUAAUCCUGUUUCAGGGUUUAUGAGCAUAAAAAGUUAUCCAGUGGGAGCUACAUUUCCUCCCUGAGUGAACUAGAUUAUCUUCCCUCACGCAGCCACUCAAGUCUACCUUUAAGCCGUAACUGACUUUCACCUCUGAUACUGUCUCCAUUCUGAAUGGCAGGGCUGCAGUCCCUCGGCCACUGUCUCAGCCUGGCUACUCAGGAACUAUAGAGGAAAGCUCUGCCUCUAAUUUUGAUCCAGGAAACUUCUUGUGAUUUUACCUGGGGCCUAACCAAGAACCUAAUAUGUUCUUCUGUGGGCUGACUAAGGCCAAAAAGGUUGUGAAAUGAAACACCUGAAAUCAUAUUAGGUUUCCUUACAAUUACAGCUGAGAAAUAGCUAGAGGCUUUCUGUCCAGAGGAUGCCAAAUAUGGCAGGCAGGCCUAGGGCGGGGGGCUUCACGUGAUGGCAGCAAAUCUAAUACAAGCCAAGUGCAGUACUUCUCCCAUUAAAUACUUCUGUAGCCCUGCUACUAAAGGUCCCUGAACUGGAAGGAAUUAUUCCUCCAUGUCACCUCUGUGUGUGCUGUGUUGAUCUUAGAAGCAAUCUUCAGGCAACAAAAAGGAAAACUCUGCAAAACUUAACUGUGCUGUAGGCCAAGUCAGGGAGAAACUAGAGAAGCUUUCAGACUUCUUUACUAAAGCUUGUUUCCAUUUUAACUUUGUCCAAGUUGCCCUGUUAGCCAUGGAUGCAGUGGAGCACCCUUAAAUAUUUAAGGGCUGUUUUUUUUCUUUAUAUGAUGUUCAGCUCGGUGUUGGCUAACCUUGGUUUUUUUUUUCUCUAGAAAUAUUAAAAUUUAGUUAAAGUAGGAUGAAGUCUUUUCCCAUGAAUGUGUCUGCUUACCUCAUUAUGGCUUAUGCUUCUCGCUCUAUUUCUCUCUCUCAAACAAUUCCUUUGCCUACCUAUGCUAUUUUACUUUCUUGGAAAGGUUUAAAUAUAGUAUAAAAUUAGCCUGGCACUUUAGGUAACUUGAAGAUAACUUACUCUUCUGGCUGCCUUUCAUGCUCCCCCCCCUUUUAAUA
Kogia breviceps (pygmy sperm whale) is the source of this 4325-nucleotide messenger RNA. NCBI's taxonomy places the organism in Eukaryota, Metazoa, Chordata, Mammalia, Artiodactyla, Physeteridae. The record is from RefSeq and is a predicted model, not a curated record.